Molecule: messenger RNA, 2174 nt
Organism: Medicago truncatula (barrel medic)
Lineage: Eukaryota; Viridiplantae; Streptophyta; Magnoliopsida; Fabales; Fabaceae
Product: isochorismate synthase 2, chloroplastic
Exons: 15
Coding region: 153-1856 (567 amino acids)
Biological process (GO): phylloquinone biosynthetic process
Cellular component (GO): plastid
Molecular function (GO): isochorismate synthase activity
Source: RefSeq, a predicted model, not a curated record
GGCCCACCAAACCAUAUCACUUUGAAACAACAACAUGAACCACCACUGUCUUUCUUUCUUUCUCACUUUGCCUCUUCAAGUUCAACUCAAGUAUUUAGUUUCAUCUUUCCAUUUUCAUUCUCCCCUCAUGUUCUUCCUUCACACAUAAACUCAUGGCAACAACAGCCACUACAAACAAGUGGCUCACAAACUUUAUCAACACAAAUGGCUGCAAUAUCCUUGUACCUCAUGUUUCCAAGAGACAACGACAACAACAUUAUCAUCAUCAACAAUCUAUGUAUCUUAUCCACCGACAACAUAGACCAAUAUGUAAGGGAUGCUACCUUUCAAUGAAUGGUUGCAAAGAAGGAGAAAAUAAUAAAAGAACAAGAGAACCAGUUAGGACGAUAGAAACACGAACGUUGCCACCAGUAGCAUCAGCUGCAAUGGCUAUGUACAGUCUCAAAAUGGCCAUUUCAGAGCUAAAAGAAAGCUCUCCAUUUUGCACUUCAUCUGGCAUAGUGAGAGUGGAGGUUCCUAUUGAGGAGCAAGUUGAAGCAAUUGAUUGGCUUCAUUCACAAAACCACCUUCUGCUUCCUAGAUGCUACUUCUCUGGCAGGGAACAGAAAUCUUGCCCUGGAAACUUGGUUAGUAUUGCUGGUGUUGGUUCGGCUGUUUCCUUUUCGCAGUCACAUCCAUUUUCCUAUUGGGAUUGGAUAUCUAUAAGGAGGUUUCUUUCUGAGAGAUGCCCUUUGAUUCGCGCAUAUGGAGGUAUCCGUUUCAAUGCAAAAGCAAAGGUUUCAUCAGAGUGGAUGGCUUUUGGUUCUUUCUACUUCAUGAUUCCUCAGGUUGAGUUUAAUGAGCUUGAAGGAGGAUCAAUGCUUAACAUUACUGUUGCUUGGGAUAAUGAUCUUUGUUGGUCGUGGGAAAAGGCCAUUGUGGCACUUCAAGAAACACUUUGCAAAGUUUCUACUUCCAAUGUAAAGUUUCCUAAGCAAGCUCCUCCAACAUUGAUAUUAAGCAGCCAUAACAUUCCUAGUAAAGAAGAUUGGAAUCUUGCUGUUAAUAGAGCUUUGCAGAUGAUAGAGCAACAUGAUUCCUCACUUACCAAGGUUGUUCUAGCGCGAAGCACUAGAGUAGUGCCUACUGUUAAUAUCGAUCCUCUGACGUGGUUAGCUUGUUUAAAGGUUGAAGGUGGAAAUGCUUACCAGUUUUUCCUUCAGCCACCUAAUGCACCGGCAUUUAUUGGAAAUACACCAGAGCAACUAUUUCACAGAAAACGGCUCCAUAUCACAAGUGAAGCUUUGGCCGGAACCCGUGCUAGAGGACCAUCACUAGCACUAGAUCGUCAAAUUGAACUUGACUUACUUACCAGUCCGAAGGACGACAUCGAGUUUACUAUAGUAAGAGAAAGCAUAAGAAGAAAAUUGGAGGCAGUCUGCGAAAAGGUUAUAAUCGAGCCAAAGAAAAUGAUCAGAAAACUACCAAGGAUCCAACAUUUAUUUGCUCAAUUAACUGGAAGGUUAAGAAACGAAGAGGAUGAGUUUGAAAUUUUAUCAUCACUUCACCCAAGUCCCGCAGUUUGUGGGUUUCCAACAGAAGUGGCACAAGUUUUAAUUGCGGAAACAGAAGUGUUUGAUCGAGGGAUGUAUGCUGGACCUGUUGGUUGGUUUGGAGGAGGAGAGAGUGAGUUUGCCGUUGGCAUCAGGUCAGCAUUGGUGGAACAGGAACUGGGUGCUUUGAUAUAUGCUGGAACAGGUAUAGUGGAAGGAAGCAAUCCAUACUUAGAGUGGGAUGAGCUAGAACUCAAAACAUCUCAGUUCACUAAGUUACUUAAACUGGACUUGCCUCUGAGACAGAAAGUAGAAAGUAAAUGAGCUCUAUCAACUGAUAAGAUUUUAUGGCUUCCUUGUGCUUACACAAUGUCUAUUUACAACAAUUACAACCAAGUGUGUUAUUCCAAUUGAUACGGAGCAUGACAUAUUACCUUAAUAAAAUUGCAAUUAUGGAGAGGGAGGAGAUUUGGUCUAAAUUGGGUGUUCAUUUGAUUAUAGAUUCAAUUCCAUAGUACAUGUUGUAUUAUAUUACAUACGCCCCUUAUAGUUUUUUAUUUGAUAAUUUCAUAUAUUAAAAAAAUUAUGCAGUGUAUUGAAUUUAUCUAUUUUAUGUACUAAUAUUCCAAAGUUGUUUUUUAA